Messenger RNA from Cervus elaphus (red deer), 5681 nucleotides. RefSeq names its product probable ATP-dependent RNA helicase DDX4. Gene Ontology annotation, molecular function: RNA binding; RNA helicase activity; ATP binding. Gene Ontology annotation, cellular component: P granule; nucleus. Bases 2419 to 4617 code for a protein of 732 amino acids. The record is from RefSeq and is a predicted model, not a curated record. The transcript has 22 exons. NCBI's taxonomy places the organism in Eukaryota, Metazoa, Chordata, Mammalia, Artiodactyla, Cervidae. Gene Ontology annotation, biological process: cell differentiation; gamete generation.
GGACCCAGGGAUUGAACUCAUGUCUCCUGCAUUGGGAAACAGGUUCUUUACCACUGAACCACCAGGGAAGCCCCAUGUACUACUGGUAGAUUAAAAGAAUUUUUAAUAGCCUUGACAUGGUGCAAGGCACAGUACACAUCAACUAAAAAAAUCAUUACUUGAAUAAUGUGGAGAGAAUGCUAGGAACAUAAAAUCUAAAAUAUUAGUCAUCUUUACAUGUAUUACUUUGAACUAACUACAUUGAUUCCAAACUGAGAGACAGCUUUGAGGAAACUCUUGUCCUACCUUAUUAAAGAAGGAUUUAGGAAAUUCGGAGAAACAUUAUAUAAGCUUUCCAGGGAAUCUUUUGAGAUAAGAAUGUUAAGGUUUAAAUUCCAUUGGUCAUUGCCAUUCUUGUCACUAGAAUGUUCCUUGAGAAGCUAAUUUUACCUGAAACAUUUAGCAUAAUACCUGACAUAUAGUAGGUGUUCAUUUAAAGCCUAUCUAACUAAUGAAUGAAUCCCUGCCUUUUCCAUACAUUGUGAUUUAUUACCACCAGUAACUUAGGAUCUGUUAGUGAGAACAAGAAAAUAGAAUAUACUGGCUUCAUUUUCUUGGGACACCCAUUAACGAGCAAGUGUUUGCUAAACCGUGGGCUUGUCUUUUUUCACUGUUUACGUUCAAUUUUUGAAUUGCAUGAUUUUUAUCCAUUGUUUAUCCUUUACUCAGUACAGAACUUUAGUUCUCAUCAGAAUGCACUUUUUCUUAAACAGGAACUCUCAAGGAUUAUAUUGAGUGUUUCAUAAAGAACUAUUUCAUUGCAGUACCUGAAAGCACAAAAAUUUCUUCUCUCGUACAGUUAACAGCAGAGAAUGUUUGCCAAAUGUUUUAAAAAAAUAUGCUCAUUUUAGAAAAUAUUUCCAAGCUUUCUAUUCCUAAAAUAAAAAUAUCUAGUUGGUUAUCAUUCUAUCUACACAAUUUCAUAUCUUGUUUUUUUUACCUGAUACAUAUUUUCCCACAACAUAAAAAUUUUUGAAAGAACAUUCAAUUCAAAGUGAGUAAAAAUACGUCAGAGGACCCUGUGUACAAAUUCAGAGCAUCAGAAAGAGUGUUGGUAGCUCUCCCCCAUACAUAUACGAUUGAAAGUAUAAGAUGCCUCAAGAGUAUGAUGUAAAAAUUUUGUUUAAAAUAGAAAUUAUUAAAAAUGAAAAAAUAAAAUUAAAAAUAUAUUCUGAUUUCACUUUUGUUCAAUGUAAUCUUUUAAACAUAAUUCACCUUGAUAAUAGUCUGACAAAGUUUGAUGCUAACUAAAUAAAUAUUUUUAAGGAUUCAAAGAAAAUAAGUAUUUUUAAUUAAAGAGAUCAAUAAUGAUGGUUCAAGAGCUGGAAAGUGUAAAGUGUUCCAUAAAGUACCUCAGCCUCUAUGCCUGAGUGUCAGACUGUGUUGGGACUUACAUUUCUGAACUAUUCAGGGAUUUAUUAAAAGAUUCAGAGCAUGGAAAAUGAUGAAAAUAAAGCCAAAAAUAAAAAUGGUAUUUUUCAAGCGGCCUGUUAUGCCUUUUGGAGGGAUGGGAAAAUACGGAAAGAUUUCCCUGACUUUUUGUGGGACAGAACAAACACUAACUGGUUGACGAGUGUAAGUACCGAAAUGACCUUCGGACACCCUUAGGUUUGGCCAGUAAGUGGGGAUAUAAACAGGUGGGUCACAAAUCUAACGAACGACCUUCACCAGCACAAUUUACUUCUUCCUUCUGGAUCAGAGAGUGUCUCCUUCCCAAAGAAUUCGACCUCUAGCUCUGUAAGACAAGUUACUGACUUCACAGCCUCCUAGGUAUCGGCGUGACAGUCUCAUCCUUCGGUCUGGGAAGAAAAAGAAAUACCCCACCACCCCGAGCCUCAGCCAUACUUUGAGGUGCCUGGAAACCCCCUGGAUGUGAAGCAAGCGCCUGAGAAAUAGAGGCCAACUGCCAGGGACUGCAGUAGGCAAAAAAGGAGAGAAAGUUUAAAGAGGUAGGUAGGAGGACGUUUUAAUUCCUCUUCUAUUUUUAACUUUGACUUGCAGCGCUUACAUAGGAAAAUUCUAUAGUCUCUCGAGAUAGAGGACCCCGCAGAAAAAUCCAGAGAAAGUGACCCACGGUCAGCCUUGUAUCCCCAGGCCUAAUGGGCCACUCUGUCCAGAACAUAAUGGGUCAGCUGAUUGCGGCCUUGAACGCGAACACAUACGGUAGGAGAAGCAGGAGAUGGGGGCGGGACGACAUUGCUGCCUGACGCUGAUUGGCUGAUGGAGCUCGUCGCCUGGUGUCAUUUGUUGUUGGAUCGGCGCACCAGACGCAGUCUGCGUCGUGCACGUGACGACGCAGUCUGCGUCGUGCACGUGCAGCCGUUUAAGUCGCGUCAGCGCCGGUGAGGACUCCGGGAGAGCAAGUUGCAGAGAGCCGCCAUGGGAGAUGAAGAUUGGGAAGCAGAACUAAUCAACCCUCAUGUGUCUUCCUAUGUUCCUGUAUUUGAGAAGGAUAGGUAUUCUUCUGGAGCAAAUGGAGACACUUUUAACAGGACUCUGGCUUCAUCAUCAGAAAUGGGUGAUGGAUCAUCUCGAAGAGAUCAUUUCAUGAGAAGUGGAUUUGCCUCUGGGAGGAGUUUGGGAAACAGAGAUCCUGGUGAGUCUAAUAAGAGAGAGAAUACGUCCAGAGUGGGUGGUUUUGGAGUUGGAAAGAGUUUUGGAAACAGAGGUUUUUCAAAUAACAAGUUUGAAGAAGGUGAUAGCUCUGAUUUCUGGAGAGAGUCUAGUAAUGACUGUGAAGAUAAUCAAACACGGAACAGAGUGUUUUCCAAGAGAGGCGGUUAUCAAGUCGGCAAUGAUUCAGAAGCUUCAGGAUCGUCCAGAAGAGGUGGAAGAGGUGGAAGAGGUAGUUUCCGAGGUUGCCGUGGAGGAUUUGGUCUAGGAAGUCCAAAGAGCGAAUAUGAACAAGAGGAGGGGACCCAGCGCUCUGGUGGCAUUUUUGGUUCUAGAAGAUCAGCAUUAAGUGGUGCAGGUAAUGGUGACACUUUCCAAAGCAGAAGAGGUCGUGGAAGUGGACGAGGUGGUUACAAAGGUUUAAAUGAAGAAGUAAUUACAGGCUCUGGAAAGAAUUCUUGGAAGUCAGAAGCUAAAGGAGGAGAAAGUGGUGACACUAAGGGUCGAAAAGUGACCUACAUACCACCUCCUCCACCUGAAGAUGAGGACUCCAUCUUUGCACAUUAUCAGACAGGCAUAAACUUUGACAAAUAUGAUACUAUUCUUGUAGAAGUAUCUGGACAUGAUCCACCACCAGCAAUUCUGACUUUUGAAGAAGCUAAUCUUUGUCAGACAUUGAAUAAGAACAUUGCUAAAGCUGGUUAUACGAAGCUUACUCCUGUGCAAAAAUACAGUAUUCCUAUUAUACUAGGAGGACGAGAUUUGAUGGCUUGUGCUCAGACAGGCUCUGGAAAGACUGCAGCUUUUCUCUUGCCAAUUUUGGCUCAUAUGAUGCGUGAUGGAAUAACCGCCAGUCGUUUUAAAGAACUGCAGGAACCAGAGUGUAUUAUUGUAGCACCAACUCGAGAGUUGAUCAGUCAGAUCUAUUUGGAAGCCAGAAAAUUUUCUUUUGGGACUUGCAUAAGAGCAGUUGUCACAUAUGGGGGAACCCAGUUGAGGCAUUCAAUUCGACAAAUAGUACAAGGCUGUAAUAUAUUAUGUGCUACUCCUGGGAGACUGAUGGAUAUCAUAGGCAAAGAAAAGAUUGGUCUCAGACAAGUCAAAUACUUAGUUUUGGAUGAAGCUGAUUGCAUGCUGGAUAUGGGUUUUGGACCAGAGAUGAAAAAGUUAAUUUCCUGCCCAGGAAUGUCGUCAAAGGAACAGCGUCAGACCCUUAUGUUCAGUGCAACUUUUCCAGAAGAAAUUCAGAGGUUGGCUGGGAAGUUUUUAAAGUCAAAUUAUUUGUUUGUUGCCGUUGGACAAGUGGGUGGCGCAUGUACAGAUGUUCAGCAGACCAUUCUUCAAGUUGGCCAGUACUCAAAAAGAGAAAAACUUGUUGGAAUUCUACAAAACAUAAGUGAUGAAAGAACCAUGGUCUUUGUUGAAACUAAGAAAAAAGCAGAUUUUAUUGCCACUUUUCUUUGUCAAGAAAAAAUAUCAACAACAAGUAUUCAUGGUGAUCGUGAACAGAGAGAAAGAGAGCAAGCUCUUGGAGAUUUCCGCUGUGGAAAGUGCCCCGUUCUUGUUGCUACUUCAGUAGCUGCACGAGGGCUGGAUAUUGAAAAUGUUCAGCAUGUUAUUAAUUUUGAUCUUCCUUCUACCAUUGAUGAAUAUGUUUAUCGAAUUGGGCGUACUGGUCGUUGUGGAAAUACUGGCAGAGCUAUUUCCUUUUUUGAUCUGGAAUCAGAUAGCCAUUUAGCACAGCCUCUAGUGAAAGUGCUAUCAGAUGCUCAACAGGAUGUUCCUGCCUGGUUACAAGAAAUUGCCUUUAGUACAUAUGGUCCUGGCUCCAGUGGUAGGACAAGAGGAAAUGUGGUUGCAUCAGUUGAUACCAGAAAGAAUUACCUCCGCAGGAGCUCUUUGAACACAGCAGGGUUUUCUUCAUCACAAGCUCCUAAUCCAGUAGAUGAUGAGUCAUGGGAUUAAGACGAAAAUAACCAGCAAGUCUGUGGUACAGUUGUGAUGCAGAGAAGAAAGUAGUUUUGAUUUUUGAUUUUUUAAAACAGAAGUAUGAAACCUUGCAUCUCCUAUCCUUCUGUUCGUACUCCCACCCUUAAAAAAAAAUCCUUACUGACUAGUUAUGUGAAAUGCUAAAAGUUACAACGAUGCAAUUACUAAUACAAAUGGUGUUAACCAGAAAGAUUAAAACAUUCUAAAUGCCUUGCCUAUUUCUAUUGUAUUCUUCAAGGGUUUUAGACAUACUUCAUGUCUAAAUGCCAUGUCUUAGUAUAGUGUUUAUUGAUCCUAGAGCAAACAGGAUUAUAGGAUACACUUUUGGUUAAACAUUAUUGGGUUCUGUUUUUGCUUAAAAGGAGCCUUUAAACAAUAGUGUGUCACUGAAAUGUAAUGACAUGAUUUUCAUGAUAGAAACAGUGAAAGACAAGCUUUUAAAAGCAAUUUUGAUUUUAUAUCAUCAGAUGUGUGAUAAACAUGGUUGAAUGUUUGCAACGUGAACUCUGUACUCAAUGAUACAACUGUUUGUAUUUAUAACAUACAGACUUCUCCUUAAAAAUAAAGGAUGAUGCUGUUCUCUAGAAACCUCCCACCCUCGCCUUCUCCCUGAUCCAUGUCAAUGUAUGACAAAAACCACUACAAUAUUGUAAAGUAAUUAGCCUCCAACUAAUAAAAAGAAAUGAAAAAAAAAUAAAGGAUGAAACUCUUUCCCCCCUAAGUUUUCCAACAGCACUUUUAAUUUUUCUUGUUACAGAUUAUAGUUCUCAACUCUUGUAUUUUGAAAUUUUGAGUCUUGUGAAGCCAAUGAAGUGAAAAGUCUUAUAUAAAUUGAAUAUGUAUAAUACACAUUAGUACACAGAUGCAGUAAUGAAAAUCAUUCUUUCAGCUCAACCUAUAUCAACAGAAACAGUGUUGUUCACUCUUGCUAUAAUUAAUUUUUUGAUAUUUUAAUAUUGAGGGUGAAAACUUUUUUUCACUUCCCCCAUUACGUAUCUUAAAUUUACUGUGUCUACGUGUACCCCAAUGUUCAUCGCAGC